Etheostoma spectabile (orangethroat darter) is the source of this 2091-nucleotide messenger RNA. RefSeq names its product fructosamine 3 kinase related protein (gene fn3krp). Lineage: Eukaryota; Metazoa; Chordata; Actinopteri; Perciformes; Percidae. Bases 163 to 1089 code for a protein of 308 amino acids. The transcript has 6 exons. The record is from RefSeq and is a predicted model, not a curated record.
AAACAAGAUGAUCGUCCCUGAGCCUGAUUCCUCGUUGGUUCACACGACGGAAGUAGUCGAAACGCCCCCUUCACUUCUGGCACUGCGUUGUUAGUAUUAGCACUACUGUAAUUCUGUACAUCAUUGCUCUAAUUCCACUAAAAUUAGCUGUGGGAAAUAACCAUGGAAGAUAAGUUAAAGAAAGAGUUGGGAACAACCAUGCUAAAGUCAACCGGACACUCAGGUGGUGGAUGUAUCAGCGAAGGCCAGAGUUAUGAUACCGACACUGGGAGAGUGUUUGUGAAGAUAAAUCACAAAAGCGAGGCCAAAUUGAUGUUUGAUGGUGAGCUGGCCAGUUUGGAAGCCAUUUUGAGAACAGAAACCGUUAAAGUCCCCAAGCCUGUACAGGUGGUUGAGCUUGACACAGGAGGAUGUGUACUUGUAAUGGAACAUCUGGACAUGAGAGGUCUUACCAAGUACUCAAAGCAACUAGGAGAGCAGCUGGCAGAUCUGCAUAUUCACAACAAGAGACAGUUGGAAACAUUUAAUAAAGAGCACCAGACAGUGGGAAAAGGAGCUGUACAAUCAGAGUUGGCUGUUGAAAAAUUUGGCUUCAGUGUACCUACAUGCUGUGGGUAUCUACCACAGGAAAAUGAGUGGCAGGAUGACUGGGUGACAUUUUACUCCCAGCAGAGGCUGCAGCACCAGCUUAACAUGGUGGAGAAAGCUUAUGGAGACAGGGAAGCUAUAGAAUUAUGGGCUAAGCUACAGCUGAAGAUUCCUCAGUUUUUCAAAGAUGUAGAGAUUGUCCCUGCUCUCCUCCAUGGAGACCUAUGGGGAGGCAACGUAGCACAGUGUACGACAGGCCCAGUCAUCUUUGACCCAGCCUCCUUCUAUGGUCAUUCAGAGUAUGAGCUGGGUAUUGCAGGGAUGUUUGGGGGCUUCAACAGUUCUUUUUACUCUGCUUACCAUGACAAGAUUCCUAAAGCACCAGGCUUUGCAAAGAGAAACCAGCUUUACCAACUCUUCCACUAUCUGAAUCACUGGAACCACUUUGGUGGUGGCUACAGGGGCUCUUCAAUAAGCAUUAUGAAGAACCUACUGAAAUAAUUGCACUCACAUUUACUUGUAGAAAGCUUAACAGUCUUAUGUAUAUGUAUUUAUUGACAGAUAACUGACCAAAAUAAUGUGGCUAAUUGUUGAAGAGACUAAACAUGUACUAUAACAUUGUAAUGUCUGUUAUAUUGUGUAGACAAUACAGAAUCAACAUAACAAAAUAUGUCUACCCUGUCGACUCUACCUACACCAACUUGCCUCCAAAAUGUGAAAUACAAAAUCCACAUCUUUCAAUUACUAUCUUAAAUGCUAUGUUUGAACAGAGAUAUAUAUAUAUACUUUAUAUUUGUAUUUUUAAAUUCUCUAUUUUCUACACUGACUUCUGUGUAGGUUGCCAUCAAACAUAAACCUUAACAUGCAAUACUGUUUAAAAAAGAAAGGCUUACCACACAUCAAACCCUCCGCUCUGCACCAACUUAAAACUUGUAUUUUUUAUUUUUUUUUAAACAUUUUCUGCACCUGGAAGAGCAAGCAAUGGGAUAUGGAUAUUCUCUAUCGGGCUCGCUUGUCAGUUAGACAGUUGAGUAUGCUUUGGUACGCAUCAAAACCUUACUCAUUUUCAUUGUCUGCAUUUAAUUAACAUCCGACAAAAUUGUACUGCUGUGCAAACAACAUCGGAUUUUCCCAAUGAAUGCAUUACUUUAUACUUUAUCAACACCAUAAUAGCCUGACUGUUGAUGUCACACAGACUAAAACAAUACACUCAUACAAAAUGUUUCUGCAUUAAUGGAUCCUAUAUUUAAUUUCCUUUGCUUGGCCAACAAUAAAUCCUGGAAUGAACCAAAGUGUUUGUCCUGACCUUUUGUAGAUGUUAUGUAUCUGGUAUGAAAACAGUUGUAAAUUAGACUGUAAGACCUUCGUCAUCAUAAAGAACUCUCCACCCCUCUUUCUCACUGUUUGACCCGCUGCCCAAGAAUCAACAAAAGCUUCUUCCCCCAGGUUGUUGUAUACCUUGCUUCAAAUGUGACUUACUGUAGUAACAUAAACAUACACAUA